AUGCCACCACCACCUCCUGCUCCUCCUCCUCCUCCGCCGCCACCACCACCACCACCACCACCACCAUCCUUCUCGGCACCGCCUAUGGCAGGUGGCGCCGAUCGAAAUGGUCUUCUUGGCGCAAUUGGUACCUUCAACAAGGGUGGCCUGAAAAAAGCAGUAACUAAUGACCGAAGUGCUCCGAUUAUUGGAGGCUCAGCCAACAACAAUAGCAAUGCUAGCAAUAGGACCAAUUCAUCGUCUGCUGCACCAGUUUCAUCUGGAAAUCGAAUGAAUUCAAAUGAAAGACCCAAUGCUGUUCCUGGCUCAUUUAACAUCACUGCGGAUCUGCUCAAUAGACCCCUAAAACAAACUGGCGCUAGUGGUGGAUCAGCAUCUUCAGGUCAAAAAAAUGUAAAAUCACCGAUUCCACAAUUUGCUUCUCCUAGUGGCUCUCCUACAGUACAAUCACAAACUAAACAAGCACCCGUGAAAUCAUUUCAUCCAACAACAACAUCUUCGUCGUCAUCACCGUCUAGUUCCGUACCUCCUCCUCCUCCUCCUCCACCACCACCACCGCCACCACCACAAGCAUUCAUAUUGCAAUCACAACAACCCACUGGUUCAACAUCUCAAUCAACAACACCUUCAUCAGAUGGGUUUCGCAUUGGGAAUGAUCACGGAGCUACAACACGCCAUUUCGUUCAUCAGUGUCCACCAGGUCAAACAAAUCAAGCGCCAAAACUUCCUCCACGACCGCCUCCGCCUCCUCCCCCAACAAUGCCAUCGUCGCCAUUAUCUCAUGACAACAAAGUGAUAAAUGGCCAACAACCAGCAAAAUUUUCACAUUCAACAGGUUCUCCAUCAAAUACCACAUAUACAGCAGUAGCACCAUCAACACCGCCGCCGCCGCCACCACCCCCACCUCCUCCUCCUGUAAAUCCACCAUUCACUUCAGGUAACAAUGGUCACGCAACAUUUGGAACACCUAAUCAAGAAAACGUUUCCAGAUUUAACCCGAUGAUGCAUCAAAAUGUUUCUAAUUCUACGACACCACCUCCACCACCCCCUCCACCUAGAGGUGUGAUAUCAAAUAAUCAGGGAGGUACAAUACGUCGACCACCACCAGCCGUAUCUGACUUCUUAGAUAACACUCUUCCUGAACGUCGUCAUGAUCAGUGGAAUACAGCUGCACUUGAUUAUGAUCGUAAUUUUGAAAAUCGCUUUCGAUUUACUCCAAUUGAACAUCUUCCACCGCCUGGUUUAUGGAAAUCAUUAUCAUCAACGAAAACAUAG
Molecule: messenger RNA, 1275 nt
Organism: Rotaria socialis
Lineage: Eukaryota; Metazoa; Rotifera; Eurotatoria; Philodinida; Philodinidae
Source: the annotation of a GenBank genome assembly